CUCACCCGCAUUCCAUUGCUCUCUACUCGCAACCUAUUGCACCCAACGUCGCUCUAGAGAGAGCUACGUGAUAGUUAUGAGCCCGGUUAGCGCUCCAAGGUGCUCAAUGGCUUAGUGGUUGGGUUUACUCAAUUAUACAAAUGAGUCCGCCCUAAUAACCCUUAGCCAACCGACAAAGGAAAACAACCAUGUCAGACGACACGAUGCCGAUGGAUCCUGGUUCGCCCAAGGGCGACCCGCCCGCGAUGGCCAUGCUGCCACCGGCCCUGGCAAAUUCGAGAGCCGCGCAUGAUAAAGCACGACGCAUCUCGACAGAGUUGCGCGUGGAAUUCGAACCACUGUCUCAGUCGUAGAAUUUAGGCGUCUACGUUUUACGCAACAGACUAUUAGUUGCUAUGAGUCUUGGCUAGUGCAGGCUGUUCGAUCCUAUAUCGACUUAAAUUUACCCAUUGGUAGGGUGCAGACGAACUAGAAGUGGUUGUCUUCCACUUGUCAAGAUUCUACAACAGCCCCAUUACGGAAAACACCGCAGCCACACGCUCUGCAAACCCUUCUUCUUCUCAAUUUGAGUCUCUCUCCUCAGAGUGCCCCACGGAAGCUGAGUACUCAUCACCAAUAGCCCGCCAUGCAGAUGACUGAGAAAACUUUGAUAUUAGAGACGCAGAAAUCCCAGUGAUCAGUCAGCGCAAUAUGAAGUUGGAUCUUGUUUCUCCUACAACACCGCGGCUCCAGAUCGAUUCGCAACCGCCACCGCUGCCUAGGAAGAGAGCUCGGGAGGCCACUUCAGAAGAACCCACUAGCUCGCAGCAAAGUGCUCACGCAUCACUCACACCAUCGCCAAACCCGCAGAUUGCAAGUGACAGCAUCAGCGGACAAUAUCAGUUCUCAUUUUCGCGAGUCAGGUCUGCGAGUCCUUCUGACUUUGGCGAAGACCUCUGUGCUGAGGACGUAUCGCACGUUCUUAUCAAGGCACGUCCUCUCUCGGAUGAGAAUGUUUCGGAGCGGCUUCUGGAGCUGAUCGUGUUGGCGAAAAGGGCCAAAGACCUAGACGUCCUGAAGAUCGGCCCUUGGAAACUUUCUCACUCUGCACUAAGUGUUCUGUAGGAGCCUCAAUGAUUCCGAAUUAGUCUUAUAUAUGGCUUGCUUUCUGGAGCAGAGAUAGGCGUCCGAGGCUCUCCGGUCAGAGGAUAGGAUACGUUGAUGGAGUGGACAAAAGAUGUUUUAUGAGGCAUCAUAUCCUACAUAUAUAUAUUAUUUUGUUCGAUAUCAAUGCAGGCCUCUAUACCUGUCUAGGACGUAUAAUACCCAC
This is a messenger RNA of Durotheca rogersii, 1309 nucleotides long. RefSeq lists its product as uncharacterized. The coding region runs from base 691 to 1104 and encodes 137 amino acids. The transcript is spliced from 2 exons. Lineage: Eukaryota; Fungi; Ascomycota; Sordariomycetes; Xylariales; Xylariaceae. The record is from RefSeq and is a predicted model, not a curated record.